Messenger RNA from Peromyscus californicus insignis, 484 nucleotides. It is a transcript of the gene Sumf2, whose product is annotated as sulfatase modifying factor 2. NCBI's taxonomy places the organism in Eukaryota, Metazoa, Chordata, Mammalia, Rodentia, Cricetidae. The transcript has 3 exons. The coding region runs from base 1 to 261 and encodes 86 amino acids. Gene Ontology annotation, cellular component: endoplasmic reticulum. The record is from RefSeq and is a predicted model, not a curated record.
AUGUGUGAUGUGUGCAUGUUUGUGCAGGGAAAGUUCCCCAAGGAUGACAGAGCUGAAGAUGGUUUUCAUGGACUGUCACCAGUGAAUGCUUUCCCCCCUCAGAACAACUAUGGACUAUAUGAUCUCAUGGGCAAUGUGUGGGAAUGGACCGCAUCCACCUACCAAUCUACUGGCCAGAACAUGCGUGUCCUCCGAGGGGCAUCAUGGAUCGACACAGCAGACGGCUCGGCCAGUCACCGGGCUCGGGUCACCACCAGGUAAGGGUCUCAGGUCAGGGAACUACAAGUUUUUGUGGCCGUGACUGAAGGUCUAGAUCCAAAGGUUCUCAACCUUGUCGAUGUUGUGAUCCUUUAAUACAGUUCGGGGUACAAAUGUGGACGUAUCUGUAUGUGGGCUGGGCCGCACCGAGAAAGAUAGAGGUUGUGUCUCGACACACACAGGUUAAGAACCAUUUCUUUUCUUUUUUGGUUUUUCGAGACAGGGU